Molecule: messenger RNA, 883 nt
Organism: Mucor mucedo
Lineage: Eukaryota; Fungi; Mucoromycota; Mucoromycetes; Mucorales; Mucoraceae
Product: 3-oxo-5-alpha-steroid 4-dehydrogenase-domain-containing protein
Exons: 5
Coding region: 122-871 (249 amino acids)
Biological process (GO): lipid metabolic process
Molecular function (GO): oxidoreductase activity, acting on the CH-CH group of donors
Source: RefSeq, a predicted model, not a curated record
GAGCUAAUUAAGAUUUACUAUGACAAUUUCUUUGUUCUCUUGUUGGCAGGAAAAAAGGUAUAAAAAGAGAGCGGGUGGAACUCUGUAAUUUUUGAGUUGGCUUGUCUUUCACCUUUUAAAUAUGUUUUACUACCCAGAUUGGACUGAUACAAGCAAUGUACUUGUUACUUUACUCAUCGUCAUUGGCUCUACCUGUCUUGUCUUGCAAGAAUACUAUCCAGAUUCAAGAAUGGGCUACUCUAAAUUCAAUAAACACUCAAGUACCAAUAUUCCUUCCUUGUAUGGCAUGCUUGUCAUUUACGUCCCUUCUUUUCUCGUAUCCAUUUAUAUCCUACUCUAUCAAUCAACUACAAGUCAUUUAUUCAAGAUUUCUCUCAUGAGUUUCUUGCAUUAUUUCAAGCGUGUCUAUGAAGUCUUGUUUCUUCACAAAUACUCGGGUCAAACAGUACUAAAAGAUUGUAUUUGUAUAUCAUCUUCCUACGUUGGCUAUGCUGUCAUUGUCAAUUUAUUUUCUCGUAAAGUGCCUCAUGUGACAGGUUGGAACGAGUGUAUGGGUAUUCUCUUGUUUGUCUUGGGAGAAAGUAUCAAUGCAUAUCACCACACUUUAUUGCGUCGUCUUCGCUCGGAUGGAUCUACCAAGUAUAAGAUCCCAGAAGGCGGACUUUUUAAAUUUGUUUGGUGUCCCCAUUAUGUUGGAGAAAUAAUUACUUUUAUAGGCAUGGUGUUUAUGACACAACACUUUUUAGUGCUUUUACUGCAGGUAGCAUCGGCUGCUUAUUUAGCGGUCCGUGCUUACAAUACAAGAGCAUGGUAUCAGCAAACAUUUAAACAGAUUCCUAUAAGAGCAUGUUUAUUACCAGGUGUAUUUUAAUUUGUUAUAAUA